Messenger RNA from Ectocarpus siliculosus, 726 nucleotides. NCBI's taxonomy places the organism in Eukaryota, Phaeophyceae, Ectocarpales, Ectocarpaceae. The record is from the annotation of a GenBank genome assembly.
AUGCUGUCCGCCUUCGCAGCAGCAGCGCUGGCUCUACUCGUGGCGGCAGCAGGGCUUGUCGAUGCGACCACGCUCGUCGCCGCCAGGUUCGACGGAGGGGUCGUGAUCGGGGCGGACUCCCGCACCAGCCAGGGGAGCUUCGUGGCGAACAGUGGCACGGACAAGAUCACGCCGGUGUCCCCGGGCGUAUUCCUCGCUCGUUCGGGCAGCUCGGCGGAUACCCAGUUUGUCGCGGGCGUCAUUGAGGCAAAGCUCGAGGCCUACAGGACAGAGUUCGGCCGCUACCCCACGGUUCGAGCGGCCGCGACAGCGACGCGCAACCUGUGCUACGCCAACAAGGAUCAGCUUUCGGCUGGCAUCAUCUGCGCGGGGUGGGACUCGCGAGAGGGUGGGAGCGUUUUCUCAGUGCCUCAGGGCGGCUCUCUCCUCGAGCAACCGUUCGCUGUGAGCGGUUCCGGCGCGGUGUAUGCCCUGGGCUACUGCGACGAUAACCUGAGACCUGGUUUGGGAAGGGACGAGUGCGUCUCUCACGUACGGACGGCCCUGGAGAUGGCGGUCAGGCGAGACGGAGCUUCGGGGGGAGUAAUCCGGCUUUGCGUCGUUUCUGCCGACGGGGUGGAGCGGUGGACGGUUGUCCCAGGGAUGACGGCGGCGGCGGCGGCGGGAGUUGGUGAGGAGGAGGAAGGGCGAAGAGAAGCGAGGAGAGCAAGCGACGGAGGUGGCUGA